Messenger RNA from Colletotrichum chrysophilum, 588 nucleotides. RefSeq lists its product as uncharacterized. The record is from RefSeq and is a predicted model, not a curated record. The transcript has 2 exons. NCBI's taxonomy places the organism in Eukaryota, Fungi, Ascomycota, Sordariomycetes, Glomerellales, Glomerellaceae. The coding region runs from base 1 to 588 and encodes 195 amino acids.
AUGGCGCGUCGCAUCGCGCACUUCGGGCAGCCUACUCCAAACAUCAUCUUUGGGUUACUGAAGUCCGUCAUCCGAAUCAGGACUUCAUUCUACGAACAGUACCAUUCUCUUCAGACGUCUCAGCUGGAUCCUGUCCUCGAGAGAAGCAACGCGUGCCACAAGAUUUUCAUCUAUGCCCUUUCCAUAGUUUGCAAUGUUCUGAGAGGCCAAAAUCGGGAGCGCUGUCAAAGCCUCGAGGACGACGAGCCUCUCGAAGGAGUCCAAAACCUCGAGACCAUGAUGAGAAAGUCGGCGAAGGGAAAGAAGGGAAAGAAACACAACGUCUCGAGAGCCCUCAAGACUGGCCCUUUCAACCGCGUGUCCCUUACUGACUGCGAUAUUGAUUCCUUCGGAAGCUGCUCCAUGGCUACACACGCUCUGGCUCAGGAGUGGUCUUCACUGAGAACGUACAUACAGGACAUCUGGCAAGAGGUCGCCUACGAGGGGUUCAAUAGCGUCGUCGCAGCAGCGCAAUCGAACAUGGCGGUUUCCAUGAUCCAGCAAGCCCAACUGGCUAUUUUCGCCGAGUUCCCCAACCGUGACGGGUAA